AUGUUAAAUACUAAACUAACUAAAUUCAUUGAUUCAAAAGCAGAUCAAGUCAACUCAUCUAUUAAAUCUGCAUAGACAUCUUUACAAAAUUAGACAUCCUAAUUAACUAACCAAAUUACAGAUGCUAAUCAAACCAUGAAAGUUGCUGCUCCCUUACUCAAAGCAAUGGGUAUUAAUCUAAUCCUAACUAUAUAAAGGACAUUCUGAGGCUACUCAAAUCGCUAAAGGAUUAGAUAUUGCUUAAAAGAACCUUGUACCUAUUCUUGAUUAAACAAAUAAAGCAAUAUAAAAAGGUACUGACAUGGCUAACUCCUAAAUUUAAAAAGCAUCCAACAUAGCCACUUAAUAAAUUCAAAAAGUCAAUGUAAAUUUUAUUCUAUAUCUCUAAGGAUGUUGUUGGUUCAUAACUAGAAUAAGGAUAGCAUAUAAUUAAAUAAUAAUAUGAAAAAGGUAUAGAGGCUAUCAAAGAAAAUUAAAAUUUCUAAUCUAUUGCAAUUAAAGCAGCUGUUGUAGGAAUGGCAAUUAAUUAAAUUGUAGAAACCCCAACUGAUGAUGGAUAACUCACAUCAAGUUAGAAAAAUACUUAAUAGCAACAAUAAUAAUAAUAAUAAUAACAAUAAUAAUAAUAAUAAUAAUAAUAAUAAUAAUAAUAAUAAUAAUAAUAAUAAUAAUAAUAAUAAUAAUAAUAAUAAUAAUAAUCAUAAAUAUAAACAUAAACAUAAUCAUAAAAUAGAAAUAUCCUACCUACUUAAAGUAAUAUUGUUGCUGAUUUUAAUAAAUAAUAAUAAAAAUAAGAAUCUAAUUUCUUUCAAAAUAAAAUUAAAUAAUAUAUCAAAAAAAUUACAGGGAAAUAAGUCAAUUCCAGAAUCGAAUAUUUAUGUCUUAUCUAAUAAAAAAUAAAAGAUAAUAUCGAUAUCAAUUAUUUAUAAUAAUCCAAAUAAUCUUUAAAAAAUGAAAUGUGGAAAGCAGCUUAUUAGGAGAGAAGAAUCUAAAGUCAUUAGAUUUUUGUAUAAUAUAUGACUACGAUGGUAGAAUUUAUUUUUGAAUAUUUAACAAUAGUUGAAACAGUCUUUUAGUAGAUUAAAAUGAGAUAUAAAUCAUCAAAUAAUUCAUUUGAAAUGAUUCUCAAUUAUUGCAAUAAUUUAUCAAUACAACUCGAUUAUUUUACAACGUAUUGUUAUGUUCAACCAAACUAAAAAAUAUUGAGUAGGUUAUUUACAAAUUAGACAAAAUAAUAAAUAAAAUAAAACUCAAAAAAUAAUAAAAUGAAAAAAUCUAAUAGAUCAAGUAACUUAAAUACAAAUGCAGAUAAUUAAUAAUUAGAAUUGAGAGAAGAAAAAGCAGAAGUAUAAUUUUACCAUUAAUAACUAUGCUAAAAUUUUAGCAAUCUUGAGAAUGAAUAUUAAUAGCACACUUCUAAUAUCUAAAUAUUAAAGAAUAAUUUGAAAGGAGAAAUUAAAGAUAAAAUAACUAUUUGUUAAUAAAUGAAUUAAUAGAAGAUGUCUGAUUAUUUGAUGCAAGUUUAAGGAUAACGAAACAUCACAUUUGAAGCUGUCGAGUAAUUUUAUAAGAGUUUCAUGUAAUAUGAAUAAAUCUAUAGUUAAAAUGUAGAAAGUUGUUUUGAGGGAGUUCAAUAAGUGAAGGAUACCUAUGAUGAAGAAUUUAGAAUGUAUUGUAAAUUAUGAAUUAAAUUUAGAUUACUUUAAAUCAUUAAUAAAAUAAUAGUAAUAGUUUGGAUUAUUCACUACAUAUAUCUUAAAAGAGAUAUCAGAAUUUGAAUAUAUAAGAAUAGAAUUUUUGUAGAAAUUAUUUUCAUAGUUGACAGCAGAGUUAGGAAAAUAUUUUUAAUUUGCGAAUUAAAAAACAAUUGAUUUUACAAAUUAAGAGAUAUUAUAAUAAGCAAAAGUGGCUUUUAACAUAAAUUAAUUAUUGACACCAGAAUAAUUAGUAAUAAUUAAGAAAUACUCAGGCAUUCCAUUAUAGAAUGAGAUUUCACCAGAUAUUUAUUCUGCAUUUGCUUCAAAUUUUACAAGUAAAUAUAAUCUUAAUAAUAUUAAUUAUAGUACCUUCUCCUGAAACUCUAUUGUAAUAGUCUCCUUUGAUUUUGAAGAGAUAUAAUGUUUAACGGGAUGUUGCUUGGGAAAGAUCAUUAAGUUUUGGCAAAGAUUUUGUACCAAGCACUUUUAUAAUAACUGUUGAUGGGUUUUUAUUAUUUUAUGAUACAGAUUGGAAGGAACAAAAUACUGAAGAACCAAUAUAGUGUCAUAAUUUUAUGGUUAUUAAUGAGGUAUUAAAUAUUAUAUAAUUUAAUAGUUAACAAUUAAGGAAAGCUAAAGUGACGAGAGUGUUGUAGAGUUAAGUGUAAGAAAGUAAGGGAAACUAUUUGAUACACAUAAGAAAUAAAUUUUAAAGAUGAAUGAUGUAAUGGAGAAGGAAUCCUUAAAAUUAUUACUAAAUUAGUUUAAAUGA
This is a messenger RNA of Paramecium sonneborni, 2469 nucleotides long. The record is from the annotation of a GenBank genome assembly. NCBI's taxonomy places the organism in Eukaryota, Ciliophora, Oligohymenophorea, Peniculida, Parameciidae.